Molecule: messenger RNA, 730 nt
Organism: Tigriopus californicus
Lineage: Eukaryota; Metazoa; Arthropoda; Copepoda; Harpacticoida; Harpacticidae
Product: putative ribosomal RNA-processing protein 7 homolog B
Exons: 1
Coding region: 256-708 (150 amino acids)
Biological process (GO): rRNA processing; ribosomal small subunit assembly
Cellular component (GO): CURI complex; UTP-C complex
Source: RefSeq, a predicted model, not a curated record
GUCGCCUCAAAGGAAGUCAAGGCAUAGACGAAGUAAGACAGAAGAGGACAAAUCGAGUUUGUUUUGGUUCCUUGAUGCAGCUGAAUCUACGAGUGGCAUGCAACUCUAGCCGAUUGAAAAAUCAAAUCCCAUAUCCCUCCCAUCGCACUCUCUAGGCCUGCUUCCUCAAUGGUCUAGGUGGAACAUCGGCCUUAGUGUUUCGCCGUUGUCUAUUCUAAAGGAUUUCCCUCUUCCGUUCACAAAGCCCUUCACCGAAUGAAUUUGUCACGGGUGCGGAUCAUGAGAUCGACCCACAAGACCCCACCCGUGGGCGUGGCUAAGUGGCGCGCUGGGUACAACGACUCACUGUUGAAGGAUACCACGGCGGCCAUGAAGGCCAUUGAAGAGGGUGUGGCCGCUCUAGAUGCAGCUCAAGCGGCAGAAGUGAGCCAAGGUCAGGCGAUGGCCGAGGCCGAUGAGGACGGCUGGAUCACAGUGUCCCGCCACGGACACCGGAAACCCGUUGGUCUGAACACGGAUAAAGCUCAAAAGAAGGUCAUGGCGCGCGAGGCCAAGAAACGAAAGCGCAAGGAGCUGGAAAACUUCUACAAGUUCCAAGUUAAGGAAUCCAAGUUACGCCGUUUGGACGAUUUGCGCGAAAAGUUCCGUGAUGAUAAACGCAAACAAAGUGCUAUGAAAGUCCAACGGAAGUUCAAACCUGACAAAUAAAUAUAUAUAGUAAAAACCCGGA